CUAGUCUUCUUCCUCUAUCCAACAGGUAAACACCGAGUCGAAAUCUGUUUCGAACCGAAAAUGCUUCUACUUCAAGGAGGCGCCGAAAAAAGCCGCCCUGCCAGUGGUCUUGAGCAUGGGCCACUCGACCAGAAGCCCGAAUCUGGACGGAUUCACCUUUCUUCCUCUUCUACUUUGGAACCUGAUGGAUCACAUCAUUGUGUCACUUCGAACGUAUUCAUGACCACAUGCAUUUCGAUGGCUUUCAUCAAGAGUCUCCAAUAUCUGAAUUUUAUACCUCCUUAUCGUGUAGCGACCCCUAAAUGCAAAGCGAUUCUUAGCAUUUUGUUUCUUCCACCUUAG
This is a messenger RNA of Protopolystoma xenopodis, 342 nucleotides long. NCBI's taxonomy places the organism in Eukaryota, Metazoa, Platyhelminthes, Monogenea, Polystomatidea, Polystomatidae. The record is from the annotation of a GenBank genome assembly.